AUGGGGAGAUCGUCGCCUCCAUUCCUUUACGAUCAGCCGGCUACCUAUAGUUUCAAGGGUCCGACGGACCGUGGUUUCAACCCUAGGGCCGCGACGGAAGCGAGUUGGACUCGUCCAGCCGAAAAACCCAAGACGAAUGGGCCACUGGUGAACUUCAAUCGCCACCCAGAUACAUGGGGUUCUUUCAAUACGGCCACCUCAUUCACGCCGAUGAACCCAAGGACCAAGGUUCGGGUCAAGUAUGCGCGGAAAACUCAACUAGCACUCCGUGUGCUCACUCUUUUGGGGGCUCUCGGCUCUCUAUUUUGUGCAAUUGUCAUUAAGGGAGCUGCUGUGACUGUCAUUUGGAUUAUUCGUGCAGGCCCAAUUGUCGCAAUUCUCCACACCAUAUAUGGCAUCUGGCACAAUUCCCGAUCUGCCCUUACUCGACCCGCCGGUUCCCAAGCCAGCUAUGGUUUAUUCGCCUCUACCCUUGAUUUCGGACUUAUCCCAUUUUAUGUCUUCACCGCGUUCAUGGCGUAUGGAGAAUGGACAUCCAAUGCCUACAACUGGAAAACUCUCUUCAACGACAGCGAUAUCACAGCGAAAAUUUCGGAAACUACUUUCAUCUUGGCUCUCGCAAAUGGGGGGUUGCAUCUUAUCUCUUUCGCCAUAUCCAUAUUCUUGGCAAUCACCUUCCGAAAAAUCUCCCACCUACCGCCUGAUAUGAACCCCCUUGAAGACAAUUUGACCGCGCGUCCUCGUAAGAGCCGUAAGCAGGGCGAAGUGGACGAGAAGCAUCUUAGCCAAUCGACUAUGAACUCUUUCGAGGAUCCGCUUAUUGGAUCUCCCCGUAGCGUGCCAUUCCUGCAUACACGUGAGCAGUCUCUCGGUGGUGGUUCCAACCGUGGAUCGAUGAGUAUGGUGGAUGAGCAGCGGAAAUCCUACCCUGCUGUUACUCAUCAACGCCUAUCUCAUUUGGAAUCUCCGAUAGAGCCCUCCAGCCCGGAGAUGCUUUUCCACCACCCUGCAAGCCAACCAUUUGAUUUGACUUCAACAUCACCAAUCCCUGCUCCUGAGUACCGAAAAGUUGCCUCCCACGCCCCUGAGAUCAUUGAUGCCACUGCUCAAAUGCGUCAUUUGUCAUCCCGCACCGCUGACCGAUCGGAGACUGUCAGUCCCUUGUCUGAUAACUGGGUGGCUUACUCGGAACGAUCUAUGUCACCCGAAGCGCAGCAUGCGGAUGAAACUACUCUUCGUCAGUCUUCUUCUGUUUACAGCAGAAAAUCCGACAGAACAACGACAUCCACCGGCAGCGGCUUCCGGGAUUGGUUUGCUUAUGGAUCCAAGCCUGCGCCUAGCAUCGGUAGUGCUAUCCCAGAAGAUGUCCGCGGCGAAUAUGCGUCGCUCGCUAUGCACGAGUACUACGGCCUUGAUGAUAACGAUCGCGAACAAGAUGUGGGCGAUCAGCGCAUGGACAUUUUCCCAGACCCAGAGGAGCACAACGACGACCUUAUCGACGAGCGCGAUGGCUCUCUUCCAUUCAAUCCCCUCAUGCUCAAUCCGCCUACCCCUCAGCCUGUCUUGAACCAAAAGACGGAGGACACCGAUCCUGUGCGGCGCAUUGCCUUGAGUGACCAACCCAACCUUUCAUACAACGAAGUGACACAGCCUGUGUCUGUUCCACACGAGAGCCCCAAGCCAUCCUCUCCCAGAACCCGCUUCUAUGGUGAGCUGGAUGUGGAUGGCAAGCCCGGACUGGGGCUAGACCGAGAGCCAAGCGUGCAGAUCGCCCGCAAACCUACCAAGUUGACGAAGAGGCAAAGCAAGAAGAUGUCUGCCUACGCAGCACUCAAAAAGGAUGAUAGUGGCGACGAAUCUGGGUACCUGUCACCCAAGAUCCCGACCUCACCUCGCGCCAUUGAGAGCGACCGCAAAGGUCGCGUCGUGAGUAACACCGGCGCAGACACUGCCCGCCCAGGAAUCGUAGCUGGUGUAGGCGCCUCUCUGUCCUCCUACGGCAGCUACAUCGCUGGUCUAGGCGUUGGACGUCGCCGUGACGUGAGCGGAAAAGUUGCCGAGGAAGGGCGCAGCGAACAGGUAGUUGAAGAGCGGCCCAGCCAGAAUCACACCCCAGGCUCGUCGCCAACUCGAGCAGCAGGAUGGGCCCGCUUUGCCGGACUGUAG
Penicillium soppii is the source of this 2166-nucleotide messenger RNA. RefSeq lists its product as uncharacterized. Lineage: Eukaryota; Fungi; Ascomycota; Eurotiomycetes; Eurotiales; Aspergillaceae. The record is from RefSeq and is a predicted model, not a curated record. The coding region runs from base 1 to 2166 and encodes 721 amino acids. The transcript has 3 exons.